GAUCGAUUGGAUCGGAGAGCUUCAUUUCGCCUGUCCGUUGCUAACAUGAGAACUUAUUGCUAUGUAGCAUCGUGCUAGCUGAUGAGUUACGACUAAACACGUUAUUACAUUUAGCUUUAAUUUUUUGCGUGUAGGUUUUUAAAAAAAUGUUGAGUUCGACAUGGAAUUUCAUCAAACGCCAUAAAAGGAAAUUCAUCUUUACGGGAGUUUUUGUUGGAGGUGUGUAUCUACUUGGUAAAUAUGCACAGAGAAAAAUUCAGGAUAUACAAGAGCGUGAGGCUGCUGAAUAUAUUGCUCAAGCUCGGAGACAAUUUCAUUUUGAAAGUAACCAGAGGACAUGUAACAUGACAGUGUUAUCAAUGCUUCCUACUCUAAGAGAGGCGAUCAUACAUCAUCUCAACUCAGAGACCCUCACUACUUUGCUUAAGACUAAGCCAGCCAAUAAGCUUGAAAUCUGGGAGGAUUUAAAGAUAAUCAGUUUUACUCGCAGCAUUGUGGCUAUUUACAGCACUUGUAUGUUGGUGGUCUUGCUGCGAGUUCAGCUCAACAUAAUUGGUGGCUAUCUGUACCUGGACAACUCUGUGACAAAGAACGGAGCGACCCCUUUAGCACCUCCUGAUGUCCAGCAACAAUAUCUGUCAAGUAUUCAACACCUUCUUGGAGAAGGACUCAUUGAACUGAUAACUGUGGUGAAGAAAGCUGUCCAGGAAGUUCUUGGACCGAUGUCACUGAGGCAGAGUUUAUCCCUGCAAGAGUUGGAGGAACAGUUAACUCGGAUCAGACAGCUAGUUGAAGGCAGUUCUUCCUCUAAGCACAAGAGUCUUUCCUGGUACAUGAUGCCUGAUGAAGAGAACACGCUAGCAUCACAGGCCUGUGGUCUCACUGAAAAUGAUAUCACAACAAUAAAACUGCUCAAUGAAACGAGAGACAUGCUUGAAAGUCCGGACUUCAGUACUGUACUCAGUACGUGCUUAAAUCGAGGCUUUGUCCGAUUCCUCGACAACUUGGCAGAGUUCUUCCGGCCCCCACAAGGAGACGCCACCACCUGCAACUCACCUGAUUGCUUAGUAUUGUCACCUGUGAGCCUCCCGCUUGCCAAAAUCAUUCCCAUCAUUAAUGGACAGAUACAUUCAAUAUGCAGUGAAAUACCAAGUCACUUUGUCCAGGAUCUUUUGUUGAUAGACCAAGUGAAAGAGUUCGCCGCCAAUGUGUAUGAAACGUUUAGCACACCUCAGGAUCUUCAGAAGUGAGUGUGGGAUCAAGCAAGUGAGACGUUGACUCCUUACAAAUCCACUUUAUGCUCAGAUUCUCGUGCUGUCCAGAAAAGACACAAAGUCCUGAUAUCGUCCAGGCCAAUGGCAACACAUGGUUGACCCGAGAGAUGAGUGCAUAGUUGGUCGAUCGCAUCCUCUGUUUAGUAGGCAUUCAAUAUGGAGAAUCUUCUUAUGUCCUGCCAGAUGUGCUGUCUGUUUGACUUAACCUUCCUAACAAAACAGGAUAGUUGCAAAUAACUGUCCAUGUCGUCCCAGGCAUGCCAAGUUUUUACAGGCUGUAAUGAAUUUUUAUUUAUUUUUAAUCCUUGUAGCAUAACAUUAUCACUAUAUAAUUGUGCAAAUAAAUGUCUCACUGGCUGGUGA
Molecule: messenger RNA, 1637 nt
Organism: Misgurnus anguillicaudatus (oriental weatherfish)
Lineage: Eukaryota; Metazoa; Chordata; Actinopteri; Cypriniformes; Cobitidae
Gene: pex3
Product: peroxisomal biogenesis factor 3
Biological process (GO): protein import into peroxisome membrane
Cellular component (GO): peroxisomal membrane
Molecular function (GO): protein-macromolecule adaptor activity
Source: RefSeq, a predicted model, not a curated record